Molecule: messenger RNA, 1215 nt
Organism: Cavenderia fasciculata
Lineage: Eukaryota; Evosea; Eumycetozoa; Acytosteliales; Cavenderiaceae
Exons: 3
Coding region: 1-1215 (404 amino acids)
Molecular function (GO): protein binding
Source: RefSeq, a predicted model, not a curated record
AUGAAUCAUACAGCAGCAGGAAAUAAUUUUAAUAAUAAUAUUACUAGUAAUCAAAUAUUUGAUACUAAUCGUUUAAAUCCCAAUCCAUCAACUACUACUCCACCAAUUUUAAUACCUAGAAUGGCAACAUUAGAAUACGAUAGAACAUCUUUAACAUCAUCUACUUCAUCCUCAUCAUCAUCAUCUCCAUGCUCAUUAUCAUCAACACCUGGAUCAACUUGGAAAAAAGCACAAUUUCAAACAAUGGGAAUCAAUGGAGACACUUUAAUGGCAUCUUGCCAUUUAAAUAAUAAUAAUAUCAACAAUACCAACAAUAAUAAUAAUAAUAAUAAUGAAAAUCAAAGAUCAUUGGAAAUGGGACAACCAUUUACAUCAUCUGAUCAAAUAUUAAAUCAUCAAUAUAGUACAGAAGCCGAAAAACAAUUACAUGAAGAACAAAGUAGUCAUAUUGAACAAUUACAUGAAUACGAUCUACAAUUGGAAUAUCUUCCAGUCGAAAUAUUAACUACCAUUUGUAAAUUCCUUGAUGUCAAAUGUAUAAAAUGUUUAUUCUUGGUGAAUAGAUUCUUUAAAGAAAUGGCAGACGAUGAAGAUGUUUGGAAGCAUUUAUUUUUCGAUAGAUUUGGACCAAAAAAUAUUAAAUUACCUAAAUUACAUCUUUCAUGGAAAUCAUUUUAUAGGAGUCACAAGACUUACAAGGGUAGAUGGGAUACAAUUAAAAAAGGUAAAAUGGUACUUUCCAACAAUGAAAGAACAGUAACUCACGGCGGUGAUUAUUUGGGAAGCUACCAAUCAGUUAGAGGUUCUGAAAGAAUUGAACUUGAUUCUGGUUGCACCUAUUGGGAAGUUUAUGUUGAAUCUUUAAAUUUUAAUCAAACAGGAUUUCAUUUAGUAAUUGGAGUGAUACCAGAAUCAUUCCCAGUAUGGCAAUCAUAUUUAACUAGUAAUGGAGGAUGGGGGUACUUGGCCGAUGGAAGAAAAGCAAACAAUAGUGGCAAUGGAGUACCAUUUGCCAAACCAUUUGCCCAAGGUGAUCGGGUAGGAUUGUUGGUCGAUAUGAACCAACAUACACUGUCCUACUAUCUCAAUGGUGUAGUGCAAGGCGUUGCAUUUAAAAAUCUAGAGCAACCAGUCUAUCCAGGUGUCAGUCUUUUAACAGGUGGUCAAAGUGUAUCAUUUAUUGAAGAUCCUUCAUUCCCUAGAUUAUAUCAGUAA